This is a messenger RNA of Rhopilema esculentum, 830 nucleotides long. The record is from RefSeq and is a predicted model, not a curated record. NCBI's taxonomy places the organism in Eukaryota, Metazoa, Cnidaria, Scyphozoa, Rhizostomeae, Rhizostomatidae.
UGUUUGUAGAAGUUGACCUGUCAGGAUGGAAGCUUCUCAAAGGGAAGAGACUUGAUAAAUAUUUCCACUUAUAGGGUAGCAGCUAAGUUGUUACGGUUCAUUCGACGGAGGGGGCAAUUCGAAGAUUUACUGUACCCUUUUUCAUACCAUUAAAGUUUGUGGCAGUUGUUCGUGACGUCACUUUACAUCCGGGAAUUAACGGUUUGUUUUCAGCGGGCAAGAUUCGUUUCUUCGUUUAGUGGUCGGUGUAAACAAACAUGUUGUCUAUGAAAAUGUUAAGCAAAUAAAAAAGAGAAGAUGAACAACAAAUUUCGCGAGAGUGCCUUUAAAGUUCGGAGGUUGGCUGGGGCUAUAUCUAAACUUGGCCCUGGUCCUGGAAAAAAGCAAGAGGCAACUGUGGAAAAUGAGACAGCAAAUGUUGAGAAAAAAGUUCGGAGUUUCAAAAAUGUUGCAAAUGAAAUUCGACUUAAACAGAAGAUUAUGUCAGCAUUUGCAGACGAAAUAAAACCCCAGCUGAAUUUGAGCGGUUUUCGAACCGAAGGCGAACGAGCUGCCGACAAAGAAAAAGAAAUAACAGUUGAGGACGAAAAAAAGAAUAUAUUGAAAGAUUUGCCAGAGAUGAACGAUGACGAAUAAGUUGAGUUUGUUUCAACAGAACUGGCAGGAAGAUUUUAAACAGCAAAAUAUUUCGAAGGGGUAUCAUGGCCGUGAUUAUAACAGAACAGUAUUAUGAUUGCCAUUGAAACCAAUGAAAAACUGGUAGGUAUUUAGCUGAGUUUAACGUGUUUUAACAUGGAGAGUAUUUCAUUUUGAUUAAUUUCCUUAUCUUU